This is a messenger RNA of Brassicogethes aeneus, 1423 nucleotides long. The record is from the annotation of a GenBank genome assembly. NCBI's taxonomy places the organism in Eukaryota, Metazoa, Arthropoda, Insecta, Coleoptera, Nitidulidae.
GCCAUCUUGACAGUAAGCUUGUGUGUGUAUAAUACAAUAAUUUUGAUAAAUUAAAUUUUGUACAUUUUAUGUUCUGUGUUUUUAGUUAUAACUUAUAACUUAUAAGCAUAAAGAAGCAUAGAGAAACAAACAGUGUUUGUUUGUGUCUCUAUCGUAAUAAGUCGAUACUAAAAACCCGUCUGUGAUUUAAUUAAAGUACCUACUUAGAUUAAAUAUGGGUCGCAAGAAGAAGAAGAUGUCGAAGCCUUGGUGCUGGUAUUGCAAUAGAGAAUUUGAGGACGAGAAAAUUCUUAUUCAACACCAAAAAGCCAAACACUUCAAGUGUCAUAUUUGUCAUAAAAAAUUGUACACUGGCCCUGGCUUGUCGAUACAUUGCAUGCAGGUGCACAAGGAAACGAUAGACAAAGUCCCAAAUUCCAUGCCAAACCGAUCCAACAUAGAAAUAGAAAUAUACGGAAUGGAAGGCAUACCACCGAAUGAUCUCAGGGAACACGAAAAACAAAAACAGGGCGCGAGGGGUAACGAUUCGGGUUCCGAUGACGAUGAGCCUACGAAUAAGAAGAUCAAACAGGAGGGAUUGUUGGGAAAUGCUCCCGGAAUGAUGCAAACUAUGCCCGGUUUGAUGCAAGGGAUGAUGCCACCUCCAGGAAUGCCCCCUGGAAUGCAAAUGGGGCACAUGAUGCAUAUGGGACACCCUUUUCAUAUGCACCCUGGAAUGCAAAUGAUGGGAGCACCUCCACAUAUGAUGCACAUGCAAGGUCAAGCAGGGCCCCCAAAACCUCUUUUCCCCAGUGCCAUUCCUACCUCUUCACCAGGGGCCCCCAUUGUAGGGGCUGACUUUAAACCAAUUUCAUCAGGUGCCACGAUAAGCGCGCCUCCAACGACAAACACUCCAAGUAGCAGUAGCAGCGACACGUCAAAAGUCGCGACGAUCGUAACUUCUGGAGGCGCGAGCAAAAUCGUUCAUCCAAACGAAGAUAUUUCUUUGGAGGAGAUCAGAUCGAGGCAUCCUAGAUAUGCUAGAAGUUCGAAACAGGAUGACACUGCGUCAAACGCGUCCAGUAAUGCUGCCUCGGAGCUGGCCAUAGCGGUGUCUGCCGCCCAACAGGCCGCCGUGCACCAGGCCAAGCAGCAAGAGGCCAUCGCGUCGAUGAACCACGCCAUGAUGCAACGGUUUCCCGUCCGAGUGUCGGGCCCGCCUCUCACGAUGGCGGCGCUGCAAGGCGGUCAAACGGUCAUGGCGCCGGUGCGACACCACGCGAUGAUUCCGGGCCCGCCGACGCUGAUCGGCGGCCAUCUGAUGCGACCGCCUCACCUAGGCAUGAACAUGCCGCCAGGUAUGAUUGGAAUGCCCCCAGGGAUGAUGUAUGGGGCCCCGAUGUUUCCGACCGGCCCCAUGAUGUUGCAGCCGAGGUUCAGAUGA